UCUUUCAGCGAUGGAAGUUUACGACUCAACACCAAGCUGUCUUUUCUUUACGGUCGUCACAUCAGCCUGCUGCACUUCUCUCAGGUUCAGAGGCACACGGUGAUGUCGGUCCACGACCCGACAACCGAGCCAAGCGCUGUCCGCCUCGACGGCUACACCAUCAUCUGCGUCUGGAACAUCAGAGAGCCGUCCAGACCUCAAAAAGUCCUCGUCUACGACUCACAGAUCCACUGCUGCUGCUUCAGCCCUGGAAAGGCCACACUGGUGUUUGCAGGCACCUCAGUGGGCUCUGUGGUGCUGUGGGACCUGAGGGAACACGUCAGGAUCCAUCCCUGUAUGAAGAUAGGAGAGGAGGAGUGGACUUUCAGACAGCCCACCUUCUCCACUGACGCCGUGUUGGCCGGCUCUGGACAUCUCUCAUCUGUGACGUCUGUAGAGGUCGUCCCCUCUGCUGCUGCGGCAGGGGGGGGGUCGAGGCCAGGAGUCCCCCUUUUGGCAUCUGAGGAAGAGUCCUCCGGGUCGUCCUUCCAGUUGGCGUCUCUGGAUGAAAGUGGGGUUUUAAACGUCUGGGUGGUAGUGGAACUCCCAAAAGCCAACGAGGCGGGCUCCCCAACAGACCUCGGGCUCAGGCCGGGGGGAAAAGUCAAGCUCCUUCACAGCUCCUCGCUCCUCACUGCUGAGAGGGUGUCCCCUCAGGAUGCUUUGACCACAGGACCGUCACAGACUCAACAUUUAAAGUUCCUCCCCACAGACUGCAAUCAUUUCUUUAUCGGCACCAACAUGGGUCUGGUCACUCAUGGAACAAGUCAUGGUCUGAAGGCUCCUCCAAAGUUUUACAGGUUUCAGGAGGCUGGACUCCGACCUGUCGAUGUCACCUCCAUCAGCUUUAAUCCCUUUGUGUCUCAUUUGUUCCUGGUGGGUUGCAGUGAUGGCAGCAUCAGGCUGCAUGCAGUGAGUCAUGAGCAGCCUGUGGCCCAGUGGACAGCAGGUGAAGCUGUGGUGUCGCUGCACUGGACCAAAACCAGACCAGCAGUCUUCUGUGCCCUGGACGCCGCCUCUAAGCUGCACGUCUGGGACCUGAUGAGCAGAGACUCUGAGCCCGUGGUGACGGAGAGGAUUCACAGUGACAGGGUGACGGCCGUGGCCACCUUUGGAGACUCGGGACAACACAACACAUACUCAGGAAUCGGGCUGGCACACGAGUCAGGGAAAAUAGAAAUGCUGUAUUUCUCCAGAAAGUUUACUGUUCCUGUGAUGGCAGAAGAGGAGAAGUUAGAAAGUCUGAUGGGCGACGCCUUCUGAAACUCUGCUGAUGUGACUUCUUCUUCUGGACGGAUGAACUUCAGACGAGCACAAAGAUCACACAUCGUAAAGUGAAGACACCUUUAAACCUGAGUGAACAUGUUUGCAUUGACAGCUCAGAGAGGACACCAAAGAUUCCCCACAGACGACCAGCUAACUUCAUGUGCUUCAUACAGAGAGUAAAAACAUGUAAUGUAAAUAUUUCUACUGUUUGUCAAAGAUUUGUACCUGGUUAACACGUAUAGUUUUAUAUAAAAAUAAACUGGUUAUACCUCA
Messenger RNA from Labrus mixtus (cuckoo wrasse), 1578 nucleotides. RefSeq names its product dynein 2 intermediate chain 1 (gene dync2i1). The annotation marks the transcript as partial. Gene Ontology annotation, molecular function: dynein light chain binding; dynein heavy chain binding. Gene Ontology annotation, cellular component: cytoplasmic dynein complex. NCBI's taxonomy places the organism in Eukaryota, Metazoa, Chordata, Actinopteri, Labriformes, Labridae. The transcript is spliced from 11 exons. Gene Ontology annotation, biological process: intraciliary transport. The record is from RefSeq and is a predicted model, not a curated record.